AUGGCUCCGGUCGGAUUACCUCCAGGCUUUAGAUUUCAUCCGACCGACGAAGAACUUGUAAACUAUUAUCUGAAACGAAAGAUCAACGGUCAGGAAAUCGAGCUUGAUAUCAUCCCUGAGGUUGAUCUCUACAAAUGUGAACCAUGGGAUCUCGCAGAGAAGUCGUUUCUACCAAGUAGAGAUCCAGAGUGGUAUUUUUUUGGGCCACGCGACCGGAAAUAUCCGAACGGGUUUAGGACGAACCGAGCAACGAGAGGUGGAUACUGGAAAUCAACUGGCAAAGAUCGGAGAGUGACGAGUCAAAGCAGAGCGAUUGGGAUGAAGAAGACUUUGGUUUAUUAUAGAGGAAGAGCUCCUCAAGGGAUCCGUACGGAUUGGGUUAUGCAUGAAUAUCGUCUUGAUGAUAAAGAUUGUGACGAUCCCUCUUCGCUUCAGGAUUCGUAUGCACUAUGUCGGGUGUUCAAGAAGAACGGAGUAUGUUCGGAGUUGGAAACGGAACAACAAUUACAAACGGGACAAUGUAGCUUCACGACAGCGUCGAUGAUGGAUAUGACUUCGAAUCAUUUUAACAAUAACGAAUACGAGACAAUGUCGCCGGAAGUUGGAGUUUCUUCCACCUGCGUAGAAGACGUUGUCGAGGAUAAAGACGAUUCGUGGAUGCAGUUCAUCACAGAUGACGCUUGGGACACGUCAUCAAACGCUGCAGCUAUGGGACAUGGUCAAGGGGUUUAUUGACUGACUAUUGAAGAGCAAAGAGUAUUGGCGCUAAAAAAGAGAUGAAUAUUGAAUUAUUUGGGCUAAUCACUUAUGAUUAGGUACACUUUUGUUGUACGUACUUUAUAUAUAAUCGUUGGAAUAAAACCUGCGGGUUGUUGGGGUAAGUGGGUAUAUUAUUUUGGAGAAUUUAUAACUAAUUUUUCUAAUUGUGGGAUUG
Eutrema salsugineum is the source of this 934-nucleotide messenger RNA. Its product is annotated as NAC domain-containing protein 86. The transcript has 3 exons. Gene Ontology annotation, molecular function: DNA binding. Lineage: Eukaryota; Viridiplantae; Streptophyta; Magnoliopsida; Brassicales; Brassicaceae. Gene Ontology annotation, biological process: regulation of DNA-templated transcription. Bases 1 to 735 code for a protein of 244 amino acids. The record is from RefSeq and is a predicted model, not a curated record.